Spinacia oleracea (spinach) is the source of this 1167-nucleotide messenger RNA. RefSeq lists its product as uncharacterized. Lineage: Eukaryota; Viridiplantae; Streptophyta; Magnoliopsida; Caryophyllales; Amaranthaceae. The record is from RefSeq and is a predicted model, not a curated record. The coding region runs from base 1 to 1167 and encodes 388 amino acids. The transcript is spliced from 3 exons.
AUGCACAUUGCUCUACCAUUUGAGCUAAUAUGCGUUAACAAGCGUUUCAGAAAACAAAUGCAAUUGAACAACAAAGAACACUCAGUGCAAACAACCUCAACAUUCAGCUCUACGGUCCAAGCACAAAAAGACACAAAAGACCAGCAGGGGAAAAAAAGAAAAAAGGGCCUAAUAGAAGCAAGUCUGCAGCAAGAUACAGAACAAAAUCUCAAGUUGCAUCACUUUUCAAAAAUCAGGAGAGUGAUAACUUCUCAACAAGAUCAACAAGAUCAACAAGUGGAAAGUUCCAACAAUUGGAACAAAAACACAGUCAUGAUGAAGAGCAGAGAGAAAGAGUUCAAUGAAGAAGCUCGAAAGAAAGUAGAAGAGAUGAAGAACAAAGUCUAUUCCCUAAGAACCCAGAAGUUGGAGCUGGAUAGAAGGGUGUCAGAAAUGGAAUCGACAAUUUCAUCUCUCAAGGACGAAAGGAAGGUGAUAGAGUUGACAGUUGAGGAGAAAAAGAACAACAUUCAACUUCUAACAGCAGGAAUGGAUUCAGAUACCCCUCAAGUUACUGCUUUGAAAGACAUUAUAAAGAUGAAAGAUGCAGAGAUUGAAGAUCUGAAACUCCAGCUAGAACAACAAGAGGACACUGAAUAUCACGGCUGGGAUUAUUCAGAACUUAACAGUGAUGAUUGUACUUUUAGCGAGUUUAAUGAUGUGAAAGAUGGUGGAUUUGAUUUGAAGAGACAGUAUUCUGAAAAUGAAACAACAGAUUUUCAAGUUGAACAAGAUACAAAGGACAACAUCACUACUAGUCCCGAAGAAGAGGAGCAACAGAAAUUGCAAGAGAAUGAAGCAGCCAUGAAGUUGGGAAAGCCAGAUGAAGAAUCAUCAUCUAUGACUGGGUUUGGAAUUGGAUCGAGAGUUAGAAGGAGACAUUCCAAGAGGAAGAGGAAAGAGACCUUACAAAACAGGAGAUUGGGUGAUGAAGAACAGCACAAGUUUGAGAUAAAUCAAGCUGAAAAACCUGACUCUGAGGUUAUUAACAAACUAAAUCAAACUACAGAGACAGGAAAUGAUGGACAAUAUGCCAAAGAGGAAGGAGCAUGGAAGAAGAUUGGGAAAGAUCAGUUGCCACUGCUAUCUAACAAACUAAGUCAAACCAGGUGGAUUACUUUUGUAUGA